Messenger RNA from Pocillopora verrucosa, 2120 nucleotides. RefSeq names its product 2-oxoisovalerate dehydrogenase subunit alpha, mitochondrial. NCBI's taxonomy places the organism in Eukaryota, Metazoa, Cnidaria, Anthozoa, Scleractinia, Pocilloporidae. Gene Ontology annotation, biological process: branched-chain amino acid catabolic process. The record is from RefSeq and is a predicted model, not a curated record. Gene Ontology annotation, molecular function: oxidoreductase activity, acting on the aldehyde or oxo group of donors, disulfide as acceptor.
UAAGGUGUCGGGAUAAACUAAACAUGGCUGCCUCAACGUGGCUUUUGAGAAGAGCGCUUGUUGGGUCCCGUGGUGUAUCAUAUCACAUAAAAAAGCUACCUAACACUUUAAAGGCACUGAGAUUGUGUUCGUCUAGCUCCAGUGCAGGAAGACCCCAACAUGAAUACCAAGACAAGCCAAGAUUUCCAGGCGCUUUGAACUCAUAUUACACAGAAAAAUUGGAAUUUGAUGAUCCAGACGAUGGAGAAGCCAUCCCGGUCUAUCGAGUCAUGGAUCGAAAUGGAAAAGUCUUUAACGAAGCCCAUGACCCCAAGCUUGACAAAGAAACAAUAAAAAACAUGUACAAGCAGAUGACUCUCUUGAAUACCAUGGACCGUAUCCUCUAUGAGUCACAAAGACAGGGAAGGAUAUCAUUUUACAUGACAAACUAUGGUGAAGAAGCCACUCACUUUGGAAGUGCUGCAGCUCUUCUGCCUGAAGAUAUGGUGCUUGGUCAGUACCGUGAAGCUGGUGUCUUAAUGUGGAGAGGUUUCACUUUAGAUGACUUCAUGAAUCAAUGUUAUGCCAAUCAGCAUGACUUUGGGAAGGGUAGACAGAUGCCUGUUCAUUAUGGCUCAAAGGACCUUAACUUUAUCACAAUAUCAUCCCCUCUGGCAACUCAGAUGCCUCAAGCAUCUGGAUAUGCAUAUGCUGUAAAGCGAGCAGGCACUGGAAAUUGUGUCAUCUGCUACUUUGGUGAAGGAGCAGCAAGUGAAGGAGAUGCCCAUGCUGCCUUUAACUUUGCUGCAACUCUUGAAGCUCCUGUCAUUUUCUUCUGCCGCAACAAUGGUUAUGCCAUAUCUACUCCAACAGGUGACCAGUACAGAGGGGAUGGAAUUGCUGGACGUGGCAGGGGUUAUGGAAUGAAGGCAAUUCGUGUGGAUGGAAAUGAUGUCUUUGCUGUGUACAAUGUCACUAAAGCAGCUCGGAAAAUUGCAGUCGAACAGUCACAACCAAUCAUGGUGGAAGCCAUGACUUACAGAAUUGGUCAUCACAGCACUAGUGAUGAUUCCUCUGUGUACCGCUCUCUAAAGGAAGUCAAUUAUUGGGACAAGGAGGACCAUCCCAUUGGAAGACUUAGACAUUACAUGGAAAACAAAGAGUGGUGGAAUAAUAAAAUGGAGGAGGAAUGGAAACGAGAGGCACGCCAACAGGUUAUGGCAGCAUUUUCAAGAGCUGAGAAGGCACUCAAACCUCCAGUCGAGGAGAUGUUCAGUGAUGUAUAUGACACACUUCCUUCCCGUUUGAAGAAACAGUAUAAGGAGUGUAUGGAUCAUGUGGCAAAAUACCCUCAUGAGUACCCAACAGAACUUUAUCAGCCUGACAAAUGAUAUAAUAGGCUAAGGUGUAAUUUGUAAUGUAAGGUGUAAUUUGAAUGGAUUUGAUGAAGGAGCUGUUAGAAAUAGAAUUUACACUUCCCAGGCCAAUUGGCAAAUAGUUGUAUGAGAAGCAAAUAAAUGAUGGUACUGCCUGCUAACUGAGUUAAAGGUUCAUACUGUAAGUUAUGUACCAAGUUUUUCCACUAGGAUUAAUGGCCCAAGUGCAAAUUGUGUAGUCCUUUAUAACUCCCAUGAGUGACCAAGACAGAAUUUCUCCUUACAAUAUUGAUACAAUAUCAACCAGAUAAGUAAUGAGAAUAAAGAAAAAUAUCAAUUAGGGGAUUAUUAAUUGAUCCAAUACCAAAUUCUCCAAACUAACAUCAUAAGAACUGUAUGACAGACAGUAAGGAGAAUUACUAAUGAGAUCUUGGGAGUUAAAGGAUUAAUUUGAGAAGGAACACAAGGUUCCAUGACUUACAGUACUGACUGAGAAGUAGUAAGAUAUUUAUUGUAUCUCUGGGUUCAAAUAGAGGGCAGAAGAUUUCAUUUUAGACAAACUUUUUAAUUUAGUGGGCUGUACAGUGAAAUAUGCCCUGCUAAACUGACCAAUCACAUUGUGUGUAGGAACCAAGAAAAAUAACAAAAAGGCUGGAUAGGAAGGUUUACUUGACAAUAUCACUCUUGUUCAGUGGUUAUGGACAUUUAUUUUUUUUGAUCUCUGCUUAUUUGCCAUAUUUUAUCUUUCUCUAUUCCCCUUAUUUA